CCGCCGAUCUCUUCGUCCAAACCGCAGAACUCUGACCGGCAGGGAGUUGAUCAGCUGGGAGUGAUGCGGCUGUGCUUUUGGGGUACUGAAGUGUCGAUCAGAGAGUCCGGACCGGAUACCCCCUCACCCUCCCGCCUGUCUUAGGAGAGCUCUGGUUCCCAGUGUUAACAGCUGGACUGUGGCAGACUGUCCGGCUCUGACUGGAGCCAUUUGGCGGGAGGCCUGCAGACGAUGAGUCCAGCGCCCCGCCGGGACCCCUGACCCCGCCUUGCUGGUCGCCAUGGCGCUGGUCUCCCGCGGCUCUGUGAACUGCAACAGCUGCGAUGAGGAGGCCACGCCCCUCCUGGAUGGCGAGCCGGCGGAGCCUGCGCCCCCUGCCUGCUGCUCCGCGCGCUGGGGCCUGGCCACCCUGAUGUUCCUGGGCUUCGCCGUGGUUUACGCGCUGCGCGUCAAUCUCAGCGUCGCCAUGGUGGCCAUGGUCAACGUGUCCACUGUCCCACCAAGCAACAACCAGUCUUCCAGAGAGGCGUGCCCUGCGCCUUCCGGAGACGCCAACAGCAGCGGCUCAGAGGAGCCGCCAGCGGUGCCUAGGUUCCUCUGGGACUCUGCCACUCAGGGGCUGCUGCUGGGCGCUUUCUUCAUUGGCUACAUCCUGACCCAGAUCCCUGGGGGUUACCUGUCUGGCCACCUGGGGGGUCGCUGGUUCCUGGGAGGGGGCGUGCUGGGCACUGCUGUCCUCACCCUCCUCACCCCUCUUGCUGCCCAGAUGGGGGUCCCCUGGCUGUUUGCACUGCGAGCGAUGGAGGGCUUUGGAGAGGGCGUGACUUUCCCUGCCAUGAUGGCGAUGUGGGCCUGCUGGGCACCCCCCCUGGAGAGGUCGCGGCUCAUUUCCUUCUCUGGCGCCGGGUCCAAUUUUGGUGCCUUUGUAGCUCUGCCCCUGACCGGCUUCAUCUGUCGCACUCUGGGCUGGCCAGCUGUCUUCUACUGCUUUGGUGGCGCCGGCUGUCUGUGGGCCGUGUUCUGGUUCCUCUUGGUAUCAGAUGACCCUCGGUCUCACCGGCGAAUCAGCGAGCAGGAGAGGGAUUACAUCACUCGAACCAUCGGCACAGAGGGUGGGUCCCACGGCUGGUCAGUGCCCCUGGUGCCCAUGCUGCUCUCCCUGCCCCUGUGGUCCAUCAUCAUCGCCCAGAUCUGUGCCAACUGGUCCUACUACACCCUGCUGACCUCCCUGCCCACCUACAUGGACACCAUCCUGCGCUUCAACAUCGGGGAGAACGGGUUCCUGUCCGCUCUGCCCUACCUGGGCGCCUGGCUGUCGGCGGUGCUGUCCGGGGUGCUGGCUGACUGCCUCCUGGAGAGGGCGCUGCUGAGCACCACUGCUGUGCGCAAGAUCUUCACCCUUACAGGAAUGUUGCUGCCGGCGGUGUUCCUUGUGGCUGUGGGGUUUAUCGGCUGUAACAGCAUGGCGGCAGUGAUCUUCCUCACCUUGUCCUCCAGCCUGGGAGGGAGCAGCUCAGCCGGAGUCUACAUCAACCAGAUCGACAUCGCACCUCGAUAUGCAGGAGUGUUGUUAGGAAUAACAAACACCUUUGGGACAAUUCCUGGGAUCGUGGCACCCAUUGUGGUGGGGUAUCUGACUACAGAGCGUUCACUCGCGGGGUGGAGAGAAGUGUUCUACCUCUCGGCCGCGAUCAACGCUGCAGGAGCUCUGAUCUUCUCGGCGUUCGGCAGCGGGAAGAUUCAGAAGUGGGCGCUGGACACACGUGGACAGACACCAGGAGGCUCGCCCGCGGAGCAAGACUGAAGGGCCCCAGGCUGGCGGGAGGGGAAGCAGGGUCCUCGAGUUCGAAUCCAGCACUUGGCUGUGACUCCACACACACUGUAUCGCUCUGCUUCUAGUUCUGUCUGACAUAUUAUAACUUAUCAAGACCUGGACCUCCUUCUCCCUGGUCAGCCGGACAACUAGACUCCCUGUCUGAGCAGGGAAGCGUCUGCCUUUAGCCCAUGGACACAGCAGCUCUGGAAACGGGUCUUAAUCAGGCCUCUUUUUAAAGUAAUUGCAACUUUAAAAUCACCUCAAUGAAUUUUUCAUUCUGAUUUACCCGUGUAGUUAGAUAGCGCUUGUCCCUACAGUGCUGAACUGCAGUGAGGGAGAGCUGGUGGUCAUUUACACGAACCUGUGGGAAACCUUUGCAGAAUUAUUACUGUGAUAAACGCACUGUCCUCUUGCGGCACAGCGCCUCCUAUAGGGCAGGCAAGGUCCUCCCAGUCUCGCUAUACCAGAGAUCCAAAGGCCUUCUCCAGGUGUCAGCAACGCGGAAAUUAAGUUCAAGAUGCAGAUUUUAUAAGUUUUCUGCUUCAGUGAAGUGAAGACGUCAGGGGAACAUUGCUAGUCAGAGAUCGAAGAGCACACAGAGCCUGUCUGGAGAUACUGGGAGGGGAUGAUUUUGUGUUUAUUAAUUAGCACUGUAAUUAACUGGUCAUGCCAGUAAAGCUCUUUGAAUUUCUAUUGA
Messenger RNA from Lepisosteus oculatus (spotted gar), 2513 nucleotides. Its product is annotated as sialin. Gene Ontology annotation, biological process: transmembrane transport; monoatomic anion transport. Gene Ontology annotation, molecular function: transmembrane transporter activity. Gene Ontology annotation, cellular component: plasma membrane. The record is from RefSeq and is a predicted model, not a curated record. Lineage: Eukaryota; Metazoa; Chordata; Actinopteri; Semionotiformes; Lepisosteidae.